Molecule: messenger RNA, 747 nt
Organism: Cryptomeria japonica (Japanese cedar)
Lineage: Eukaryota; Viridiplantae; Streptophyta; Pinopsida; Cupressales; Cupressaceae
Exons: 1
Coding region: 1-747 (248 amino acids)
Source: RefSeq, a predicted model, not a curated record
AUGUGGCUUAAAGAUGAUCAUAUCCUAGAGCUCCUAAAAGAAUGGUGGAAUGGGGCCAUGAUCUCUAGAUCCGAGAUUUUUAAGGUUGUUAACAAUCUUAAGAUAAUCAAGAAGAAUCUUAUUCCAUGGAAUAGGGAGCGCUUUGGCAAUAUCUUCGAUAAAAAAGCUAAAGUGGAAGCUGAGCUGGAAGAAGUUAAUGAGCAAGUGAUUAGAUUUGGUAUGGAUGAGUCUUUGUUUCUCAAAGAGAAGAAACUUAUGGUGGACUAUGAAUCUAUUCUCGCAAAAGAAGACGUCUUCUGGAAACAAAAAUCUAAAGAGUCCUUCUUGGAGGCGAGCGAUAAGAACACCAAUUUUUUUCACAAUAGUGUAAGAAUUAAGGAUAGUAAUGGCUUUGAGGUGGUUAAUCCUAUUACCAUUGUGAAAGAGGUUGUUGAUUUCUUUACCCUUAUUUUAACCUUGGAUCAGAGCCCUCAUAACUCUGCCCAAGACAUGUUUAUCAAGAGUAUCCUUAAGCUUUUGAACAAGAAACAUUUUGAUGCUCCUAAUGCCAAUUUUUCUCUAGCAGAAGUUGAAGCUUCUCUUAAGCAAAUGAGCCUAGAUAAAUCCCCUAUACCGGAUGACUUUCCUACUAGCUUCUUCCAAGUAUGUUGGCCCUUUCUUAGUGAGGAAGUUACGACAGGUAAAUCCCCUGUGAGGAAGUUACAUCCUCAAGGAAAUCAACAACACCUUUCUAGCCCUUAUCCCUAA